CUGUAGAGCUCUCCUGGCCGCAGUAGCUCCUCGCCUCCGAAGUCGGCACCAUGACUUGGGCGAACUCGCAAGCUUGAAGUGUCUCCCAUGCUGCCUGAUGCCUUGCCGGGAAGUCAGUUAUCGUCCUGCUCUCCUAGACGCCACUCCUCAAACACCUAGCUCAGGUGGAGCCAGGGGCCUACGGGAACUACAACUCCCAUGAAGCACCGCGUCCACGCAAGCGUGUCAGCUCGCGCGUCUAUGCUCCGUCCCAUUGGCUGGCUGACAGGGCCGGGAGUCCUGAUUGGCCCAUGGCCUGAGGCGACAGAUUCCGGAAAGGGGAAGAGCAGCCAAUAUGGCGGCGGAGCGCAGCGCGGGGCAGCAACAGUCGCAGGAGAUGAUGGAGGUUGACAGGCGGGUUGAAUCUGAAGAAUCAGGCGAUGAGGAAGGGAAGAAGCAUGUCAGUUGCAUUGUGACAGACCUCAGCGAGCAGAGCCUGAAGGACGGAGCAGAACGGGGGCCCGAGGACCCAGAAGAGGAUCAUGAGCUGGCAGUGGAUAUGGAAACCAUCAGCCUGGACCGAGAUGCAGAGGAUGUUGAUCUGAAUCACUAUCGCAUUGGAAAGAUUGAAGGCUUUGAGGUGCUGAAGAAAGUGAAGUCACUGUGCCUCCGUCAAAACUUAAUUAAAUGCAUUGAGAACCUGGAGGAACUGCAGAGUCUUCGAGAACUGGAUCUCUAUGAUAAUCAGAUCAAGAAGAUUGAGAAUCUAGAGGCGCUGACAGAGUUGGAGAUUCUGGAUAUUUCUUUUAAUCUGCUGAGGAACAUUGAAGGGAUUGACAAACUGACGCAGCUGAAAAAACUCUUCUUGGUCAACAAUAAGAUCAAUAAAAUUGAGAACAUAAGUACCUUACAUCAACUGCAGAUGCUGGAGCUGGGCUCAAACCGCAUCCGGGCAAUUGAAAAUAUCGACACAUUAACCAACCUGGAGAGUUUGUUUCUGGGGAAAAACAAAAUUACAAAACUUCAGAACCUGGAUGCACUUACGAACCUGACAGUCCUCAGCAUGCAGAGCAACCGGCUAACGAAGAUUGAGGGUCUGCAGAGCUUGGUGAACCUGCGUGAACUAUACCUCAGCCACAAUGGUAUCGAGGUUAUCGAGGGCCUGGAGAACAAUAACAAACUCACCAUGUUGGACAUUGCAUCAAAUAGGAUAAAAAAGAUUGAAAAUAUCAGCCAUCUAACAGAACUGCAAGAAUUCUGGAUGAAUGACAAUCUCCUGGAGAGCUGGAGUGACCUUGAUGAGCUGAAGGGUGCCAGGAACCUGGAGACCGUGUACCUGGAGCGCAACCCCCUGCAGAAGGACCCACAGUACCGGCGGAAGGUCAUGCUGGCCCUACCCUCCGUGCGGCAGAUUGACGCCACAUUCGUCAGGUUCUGAGUCCUCUUGCUCCUCACCUGGUCCCUCUCCUCGAAAGAACUUCCCAGCCACGGUUUUUUAAAUCUACCUAUUGCUCCUGAAGUCGUCACUAUACCAACAGUCACAACCCAAUGGCAAUAAUAAGGCACUGGUGGUAGCUGGCCUGUGAUGCCACACACCAUUUGGAGAUGCCAACACUAUUAAAUCUUGCCACGCGGUCUUCCUGGUGAAUUGGUGACGGUUAUUGUAGCCAUGGAGAGAAUGCAGGACAUGUUACAGCCAUUUGUUCUUCCUGUCUGUCUAUGUCCUUAGCCUGGCGGGCAUUCUGGGCUGCCCCAGCAAGCCCUCAAAUCAGUUUGCAGAGUUUAAGCAGUCAUGACCCACAACAGCACAUUUGAUAGUCUUUCAGACCAAUUUUGGAAAGAAAAAAUUAUAUUUAAGAAAAAAUGAGUAAAAGGUGGUCCUAUCUCAGAUGCUGUAAUCCUCAGAGCCUUGUCAUCAUGAGCGAUGGCUGAGCGCACUGGGCAUUGUGUAACCUUGUUCCCACUGGUAAAAGUUGAGAUAUGGAGAGCUUCACUCCAUACCCCCAGCUCUGCUGAACCUAAGUGAGUCUCAAAACACAUGGAACUAAGCUCUUGGCCACUAGUUACUAGUCAGGUGGCCUCCUAUUCUCACCCAUGAUCCUCUGGCCUUAUUUAUAUGAAAUUUCUCUGAGCAAACCGCUAGGGCAUGAAUCUAAUGCUGCAAGGGCAUUGUCAUCCCUAGGCGCCUCAGAUCUCCUCUUUCACACAGUAAGGACUGAAUAUGGUCACCAAAGGCCCCUCAGCUUCCAGGAUUCUUGUUCUACACUGUUUAAGAUGGGGCCCCUAACUACCACAUGCAGCAGUUACUGUUCAUAUCUAAGUCCGUUGACUCUAUUUUAUCUCUUCAUUUGUGCUCACACUUCAUCUGUUCAGAGGCCACAUCUAAUGGGAGGCAUCCCAUUUCCAUCAUCACAGAAGGUUCUAGACAGCACUGAUCUAGACUGUGUUCAGUAUCAGGGACAGUGUGCCUUGAGCUGUGAAACAUGUGCUCAGUUGGCCAAGCUAACCAGUUGGCCACCUGCCUAGGAGUUUGUAAUGUCAGAAUGCUUACAUGGGGUUUAACAUCUAUUUCCUGAUUCUGAUUCUCACCGAAAUAAACUGUAUGAUCUGAA
Molecule: messenger RNA, 2591 nt
Organism: Peromyscus leucopus (white-footed mouse)
Lineage: Eukaryota; Metazoa; Chordata; Mammalia; Rodentia; Cricetidae
Gene: Ppp1r7
Product: protein phosphatase 1 regulatory subunit 7
Exons: 10
Coding region: 335-1417 (360 amino acids)
Molecular function (GO): protein binding
Source: RefSeq, a predicted model, not a curated record